This is a messenger RNA of Aspergillus pseudotamarii, 774 nucleotides long. RefSeq lists its product as uncharacterized. The transcript has a single exon. NCBI's taxonomy places the organism in Eukaryota, Fungi, Ascomycota, Eurotiomycetes, Eurotiales, Aspergillaceae. The coding region runs from base 1 to 774 and encodes 257 amino acids. The record is from RefSeq and is a predicted model, not a curated record.
AUGCUGGGACUACUAAGAACUAUCUGCCUCCGGCAAGACGUGUUGGUCAUAUCCGCCCUGACCAUCUCCUCGUGGAUCGUAACUAGUUACGCCGUGAUUCUCCCAUACAGGCGGUACGUUCGGCUCGUGGCCCUUUGUGGUUUGACCGCGAGCGCCGGCGGAGCAGCCUACUACAGAGGGGUUACUGCUAUCCCUGGAUACGAGCCUGUCUUUGGUACAGUCCUAUCUUUUCUCGCCCUACGAGGUGUGGAAAUCCUAUAUCUCCGCACUUCUCCGCAGAAUGGUCACGUACCUCACGCAGAGGGCGAAACGGAUCAUAGCAUGCCUCACCCAUUUAGGCAGGGGCUGAAGCUGCUUCUUGAUACGAGAGACGUGGGAAACCAGUUCCAAUGUAGAAACCUGCCUACGUUUGGCCAUUCCAACGCCCUGCUCGUCCCAAGAAAAUCGAACCUCCUUCCGUGGUCAAUAUGGACCUGUCUUUUGGGGAUCCCAUACGUCUAUUUCAUAGGAGCGACAUAUGUGAUGGACAUACCCCACUUGACUCUCCGAGACGGCAUCCCCUAUAUUCGACUUGAAGACACGACCAUCACGAGAACAGCCUCACGGGCUGCAUUAAGCCUUGGUUUCUGGGCUGUUGCCUACCUCCACUUGCAGAUUCUCUAUGCCACAGUUUGCAUGGCGACUAUUUUACUCUUCAACUACCCGGAAAUGUAUCUCCCACCACUUUUCGGUCCCCUCACGGCAAUAAACAGUGUUCGUGGAUUCUGGGGGUGA